AUGCCAUAUUUAAAACCCGCCAUACUGAGAAAUAUGCUGGAAAGCAAACGUGAUACCAAAGAGGAACAGGUAAAAAAAAUCAGAGAGGCAUUUGACCUCUUUGACGAAGAUGGAACUAGGACAAUCAGUGUUAAGGAUCUCCAGAUUUCCAUGAGACCUCUGGGUUUCAAACCGGACCCAGAAGAGAUCAACAAAUUGAAAUUUGAACUUGACAAAGAGGGGACUGGCAAAAUCCAUUUCAAUGAUUUCUUCACUCUGAUGACCAAAAAAAUGGCUGAAAGGAAUGCUGAGGAAGAAAUUCAGAAGGCUUUCAAUUUUUUUGAUGAUGAUAAUACAGGAAAAAUCUCCCUGAAAAACUUAAAACGUGUGGCCUCUCAGCUAGGGGAAAAUGUUAGUGAGGAGGAGCUGCAGGAAAUGAUUGAUCAUGCUGAUCUAGAUGGAGAUGGAGAAGUUGAUCCACAAGAAUUCCUGAGUGUCAUCAAAAAAGCCAGGAAGUUUUGA
Messenger RNA from Gracilinanus agilis (Agile Gracile Mouse Opossum), 501 nucleotides. Its product is annotated as caltractin-like. The transcript has a single exon. Bases 1 to 501 code for a protein of 166 amino acids. Gene Ontology annotation, biological process: nucleotide-excision repair; centriole replication; mitotic cell cycle. Gene Ontology annotation, cellular component: centrosome; centriole. The record is from RefSeq and is a predicted model, not a curated record. Gene Ontology annotation, molecular function: calcium ion binding. Lineage: Eukaryota; Metazoa; Chordata; Mammalia; Didelphimorphia; Didelphidae.